Verticillium alfalfae VaMs.102 is the source of this 1431-nucleotide messenger RNA. Its product is annotated as pantothenate transporter liz1. Gene Ontology annotation, biological process: transmembrane transport. Gene Ontology annotation, cellular component: membrane. The transcript is spliced from 6 exons. Gene Ontology annotation, molecular function: transmembrane transporter activity. The coding region runs from base 1 to 1431 and encodes 476 amino acids. The record is from RefSeq and is a predicted model, not a curated record. NCBI's taxonomy places the organism in Eukaryota, Fungi, Ascomycota, Sordariomycetes, Glomerellales, Plectosphaerellaceae.
AUGUCGGCCGACGAGAAGACCCGUCAGGCUGAGAUCGAGCAUGCUCGCACCAACGAGUCCGGCAUGUUCGACGAUGGCGGCCCAGAGAAGCCUGUCCCCCGCGUCGAGAAGGUUGAUCAGUUUGGUGCCCACGAGAAGACCGAUCCCAAGGAGAUUGCUCUCGUGAAGAAGCUCGACCGCUGGAUCAUGCCCAUGCUCUGGUCUAUGUACUGGCUCAACUAUCUUGAUCGUAAUGCCAUCGCUUUGGCGCGCCUGAACGACCUCGAGGAUGACCUCAACCUCUCCGGCACCGAGUACCAGACCUGCGUUUCUAUUCUUUUCGUCGGUUACAUCCUGGGUCAGAUUCCCUCCAACAUGUUCCUCACCCGAACGAGGCCUUCCCGCUACAUGGGUAUCAUGAUGAUGCUCUGGGCCAUCGUUUCUGCCCUCACCGCGCUCUCCCACAACUACAUUGGUCUUCUCCUGACCCGUUUCUUCCUCGGUCUCACUGAGGCUCCUUACUACCCUGGCGCCGUCUACAUCCUGUCCAUCUUCUACAACCGUAAGGAGGUCGCCACCAGAAUCGCCAUCCUCUACACUGGCAACAUCCUUGCCACCGCUUUUGCUGGUCUCAUCGCCGCUGGUGUUUUCCACGGCAUGGACGGCGCUGGUGGUCUCGCUGGCUGGCAGUGGCUUUUCAUCCUCCAGGGUGCCGUCACCUUCGUCAUUGCUAUUGUUGGCUACUUUGAGGAGCGCAACCUUGCGCACAACCGCAUUGAGCUCGACACCGUCUCCAACGAGGGCCAGACUGGUCUCACCAAGGGUCUCAAGGAGGCCUGCCGCGACCCCAUGGUCUGGAUCUUCUGCGCCAUGGCCCACAUGCAUCUCGCUGCCAACGGUUUCAAGCAGAACUUCUUCCCCUCUGUCGUCAAGACCCUCGGAUUCGGCCAGACCAUCACCCUUGUGCUGACUUGCCCUCCCUACCUGAUUGCCGGCGCCGUCACCAUCGCCGUGUCUUGGUCUUCUGGCCGCUUCAACGAGCGCACCUGGCACAUUACCAUCUCGAAAGCCGUCGCCACCAUCGGUUUCGUUGCCGCUGCCGCCGUUAACAACGUCGGCGGCCGCUAUGCCUCCAUGGUCAUCUUCACUAUUGGAACGUACGGCGUCAACUCGCUCAUCCUCGGAUGGUGCGGCAGCACCUGCGGUCAGACCAAGGAGAAGAAGGCCGUCGCCAUUGGCAUGGUCACGACCAUUAUGAACAUCAGCUUCAUCUGGACCCCCUACUUGUGGCCCAAGAGCGACGAGCCCCGCUACCUAAUUGCCAUGAUGAGCAGCGCCGCCUUCAGCAUCGCCACGGCCGCGCUGGCCUGGCUCGCCAAGAUCAUCAUGAAGCGCAGGAACAGGGCGCUGCGCGCGAGCGAGAACGAGACAAAUGUGUUCUACGUGUACUAA